AAUGCGACAUACAUACUUACAUUCUUAUAUCAACUGGUCCAUUUAUCUAUAUCCUUAAUAAACUGUCUAUUAACCCAAUAAAGAGACGUCAUUAGUCAAAUAGAACAAACCAAUUCAAUUCCUAAAACACAGUCCCUAAACUCGUAAUUAUACACCAAAAUCGAUGGCAAAGAAAUCACAACACAAAGCUGUCAUCCUCCCAACUUACUUACACAGCCUGUCAUUGCCCCCACUGGUCGUUCAAACUUCAAAAUAAAUAUUGAAAACACACAAUCAUAAAAAGACAAAUCAAAUCCUACGUGGCACACCUUUCUAUAUAUAUAAAUACACACAAAAACACCUUACACUUCUCAUCUCCUUUCUACUAUUCCCGUUUCGCCGGAAACCGAGUUGACUCAUUGAGUCAAACCAAAACCAAUGGGUAUAUGUAGCUCGUACGACUCGACACAAGUCGCGACGGCGAAGCUGAUCUUACACGACGGAAGGAUGAUGGAGUUCACGAGUCCGGUCAAAGUUGGUUACGUGUUACAGAAGAAUCCGAUGUGUUUCAUUUGUAACUCCGAUGAUAUGGACUUUGACAACGUUGUAUCCGCCAUUAGCGCCGACGAGGAGUUUCAGCUUGGUCAGCUUUACUUUGCUCUUCCUCUAAGCUCGCUUCAUCAGUCUCUUAAAGCCGAGGAAAUGGCUGCAUUGGCUGUUAAAGCUAGCUCUGCUCUAAUGAGAAGUGGUGGUUCUUGUGGCCGAGAUAAAUGUCGGUGUCGCCGGAAAUGUGUAGCUCCGGUGAUCUUUUCUGCUCGGAGAGUAUCGGCGGUGGGAUCUAAUGGAGAGACGAGGAAUGGGAAAAGACGCGGUGUUGGUGGUAGCGGGAGGAGGAAGUAUGCGGCGAAGUUGAGUAUGAUUGAAGAGUGAAGGGUAGUUUGGUGAUUUAGUUAUUAUUGUAGGGUUAAGUUUGUAAAUAUGUAGUUAUUAUUGUAGGGUUAAGUUUGUAAAUAUGUAGUUAUUAUUGGAGGACCAUUACAUAUUUUUGUGCCUAAUGCAAAUUGCAUUUUGUAACGUGGGAAAAGUGAUUGUACUUGGUUUACCAAAAAAAUCUCAUAUUAUGGAUUAAAAUUCAAUUUUGUUA
Molecule: messenger RNA, 1123 nt
Organism: Arabidopsis lyrata subsp. lyrata
Lineage: Eukaryota; Viridiplantae; Streptophyta; Magnoliopsida; Brassicales; Brassicaceae
Exons: 1
Coding region: 418-909 (163 amino acids)
Source: RefSeq, a predicted model, not a curated record